Messenger RNA from Spinacia oleracea (spinach), 2769 nucleotides. RefSeq lists its product as uncharacterized. The coding region runs from base 1 to 2769 and encodes 922 amino acids. The record is from RefSeq and is a predicted model, not a curated record. Lineage: Eukaryota; Viridiplantae; Streptophyta; Magnoliopsida; Caryophyllales; Amaranthaceae. The transcript has 7 exons.
AUGAUAAUAUGCUCUUGGAAUGUGAGGGGGCUUAAUGCUCCUUCAAAGGUGGUGGAGGUGAGGAGGUUUUUGCAGAAGAAUAAUGUAGAUGUUGUAGCUCUGGUGGAGACUAGGGUAAGAGAAAUUAAUGUUAAGAAAGUUCAGAAUAAGCUUGGAGGUGAGUGGAAGUGGGAAAUGAACUACUCCUGCUCUCCUAAAGGGAGAAUUUGGGUUGGUUGGAGACAUAGUUUGAUUACUUAUCACGUUGUGAAUAAAACAUACCAGUUUAUUCAUGGAGUUAUCUGCACUAAGACUGGCUUAACUAGUGCUGAGUUUACUGCUGUCUAUGGUUUACAUACUAUAGAACAUAGAAAGCCCUUAUGGGUUGAUUUGGUCAACACUGCAGAUAAUGAAACAAGGGACUUUGAGAGGUGUAUUGAUGCUGCUGGUUUGGCUGAACUGAAGAGUUGUGGGCACUUCUUCUCCUGGAGCAAUAAAGGGCAAGGUGAUCUGAGAAUCAGUUCUAGAAUUGACAGGGCUUUAGGGUGUGCUGCUUGGCAUACAGUUUUUGAUGAUGCUGUUGUGGAUCAUCUUAACCCUGGACUUUCUGACCAUUCUCCUCUUGUUCUCACUUGUAAAAUGGAGGAUCAUUCUAAAGGGAGGCCUUUUAGGCUCUUUAACUAUAUGGCUGAUCACCCUAGCUUUAAUCAAGUGGUUCAAGAUGGUUGGAAGGUUAAUAUUCAGGGUACUGCAAUGCACCAGCUGGCUGCUACUCCUACUGACACUGAUUUACAGUGCUAUGAAGGAGAGUACACAAGGAAUAGCAUUGACUUAUUAUAUGACACUGCUGGCAAGAAACUGGUCACUACAGAGGAAAUUCAGAAAGAAAUUUGUGUAUUCUAUAAGGAACUUGUUGGGUCUGCUACAGAUAAUCUUGUUGGGAUUGAUCUGGAUGUUGUUAGAAAAGGGAAUCAACUGACUGCUGAUGCUACUCAAGGUCUAGUGGUUCCAGUUACUAAUGAUGAGAUUGAUGUUUCUUUAGCUGCUGUGAAGGAAUUCUUUGACACUGGGAAAAUGCUGAGAAAAAUCAACAACACUUCAGUGACCUUGAUUCCUAAGGUUCAGAAUGCCACAAGUAUUAAGGAUUUUAGACCUAUUGCUUGUUGCUCUAUUGUUUAUAAGCUUAUUUCUAAAAUCCUAACAUCAAGAAUGCAGGUUGUGAUUGGUGAUGUGAUAAGAAAUGCUCAAUCAGGGUUCAUUCCUGGUAGGAACAUUUCAGGUAAUAUUUUGCUGGCCUCAGAAUUAGUCAAAUGCUAUUCUAGAAAGUACAUCUCUCCUAGAUGUAUGAUCAAGGUGGAUUUAAAAAAGGCCUAUGACUCUAUUGAGUGGCAUUUUCUCAAGAAGAUGUUGCAAGAAUUAGGUUUUUCUAGUAAAUUUGUCAACUGGAUUAUGCAGUGUCUGUAUUCAGUUUCUUACUCUAUCCUGGUAAAUGGAGCUCCUACUUCCCCUAUUCCUGCUAAAAAAGGUGAUAAGCACUUUAAGUAUCAUCCAAGAUGCAAGAAGUUGAAUAUAACCCAUAUGAUGUUUGCUGAUGACCUACUGAUGUUUUCCAGAGCUGAUAUCCCUUCUGUGACUGCUUUGUUUGGGGCUUUCACAAAAUUCUCUCUUGAUUCUGGUCUGUUGGCUAACCUUCAUAAAAGUGAGGUCUACACUGCUGGUAUUCCUGAUGAUAUGUCUGAUCAGAUUGUAGAGCAAAUUGGCAUUCCAAAGGGAAACUUGUUUGCUGAUUGCAAACCUCUUAUUGAAAAGAUAGUUGAUAGAGUGAGGAGCUGGACUGCAAAAUUUUUGUCUUAUGCAGGGAGGUUACAAUUGAUCAAGUCAGUCUUAUUUGGUAUUCAAAUGUACUGGAGCCAAAUUUUUGUGAUGCCAAAGAAAGUAAUGAAGGAAAUUCAAAGGAUCUGCAGGUGUUUUCUUUGGACAGGUUCUGAUCUGGGUUCAAAGAAAGCUCCUGUUGUCUGGGAGCAGAUGUGUUUCCCCAAGAGUUGUGGAGGGUGGAACUUGACCAAUCUUGUUAUUUGGAACAAAGCAACUGUUGUGAAGCAUCUGUGGGCUCUUUCUAUGAAACAAGAUAGACCGUGGGUUAAAUGGAUUCAUAUUUACUAUGUGAAAAAUCAGAAUUUCUGGAGUAUGCCUGUUCCCAAUGGGCUCACUUGGUCUCUUAGGAAGAUUUGGCACAGUAGAGACAUGGUGAUGCAAGUUGGUACCUUUGACCAGUUCACUUAUGCUAGCAAAUUCAAGAUCAACAAAAUGUAUAAGUAUUUGCAUGAUAUUGGAGGGCAUGUUUCCUGGAAGAGAAUAAUUUGCAAUAGCAAAGCUACCCCUAAAGCUGCCUUCAUUGUCUGGUUGGCACUGCAUAAAAGGCUUCCUACUAAGGAUAGGUUGAGAGGUUGGGGAAUGAACAUUUCUAGUACCUGUGAGUUAUGUCAGGCUGCUGAUGAGAGCCUUGACCAUUUAUUCUUUGAUUGCUCAGUUUCUAAGGAGGUUCGGAGUGGUGUUCUUCAGCAUCUGGGAGUCAGUAGAUUAGUGAUGCAGUGGGAAUUAGAGGUGCAGUGGUGUUCAGUCAAAAGCAGAAGCACAAAAGAAGCUGAUAUCAGAAGAAGUAUUGCAUUUUCUGAGACUGUCUAUGCUUUGUGGCUGCAGAGAAAUGCUAAUCUCUUCAAGAACAAACUUGAUUCCAUUGAUUGUAUUGUUAGGAGAAUCUUAUUCAUUGUGGCUUGUAGGUGUGAGUAG